This is a messenger RNA of Desarmillaria tabescens, 2150 nucleotides long. RefSeq lists its product as uncharacterized. The record is from RefSeq and is a predicted model, not a curated record. Bases 435 to 2063 code for a protein of 542 amino acids. NCBI's taxonomy places the organism in Eukaryota, Fungi, Basidiomycota, Agaricomycetes, Agaricales, Physalacriaceae. The transcript has 2 exons.
GAUAGAAUUACAGAAGGUGUAGCGAUACAUAUCAGCUCGGUACAAAUGUCUCGAUACUACCGGGGGGAAUCAAUUUAUUGUUCACGCAAACAUGAAAGAUCUAUGCUUCGUCUCGCAGCAUUACAUUCGUAUGAGACCGAUUAUCAAGUCGAAUCAUGGUAUGAAAUCCGUCUUGUACAGCGAGGACUGCGAUCUCUGCGUGUACUUGCAGAUACCACCAUGUUCUUUCGGCCCGGACCGUGUACGAUGUUGUUGGUUCUACCACCACGCUGCAAACAGGUGAUCCUGGGGUGACCUGCGAGACCUGUCAGUGUCACCCACCUCGUGUCGAGUCACUUUCGUCUUGUACCCCAUUGCACGCGUAACCGUCUGAGCAGAGAAAAUGGGAAACAGUACGUACAUUCAGCCCAUUUUUGUUUCCAGCACUCAAUCCGAUGACAUUAGUCAUAAACCAGCUCCUUGUGAACUACGUCAAUUUGGUUUGGAAACUCCGUACCAUCUUUUCCACUGCGUGGAAAUUGAAGGAUUCACCUCCUGACGAAACACCCGACAACUAUCCUAAUCACAACACAUCAGCACUGUCAGAGUCGCAAGCACCUAUAAUUGGCCAGAAUUCCAGAGGGUGUCAAUCAUGUCUUGGACGUGACACCGAACCCAUCGCCCCGCCGUCAUCCGGAACCGCUCUCGGACAGUCCUAUUUUCAGACUGCUACAGUGGAGGAACAACUCGUUAGCCGCAGUGUCGAUAAAGGCAACGAGUUCCCUGAUUAUGAUGACUAUGAAUCUGUCGUACGAUCUAGAAUACAAACAGGCUACGAGGUCAUUUCUGCCUUCACAGAGACUGGCAAACCGGAGUCGUCGAUCAAAGUUCCUUUGCAAAGGGAAUAUACCGGCGGAGAGCGCAAAGUGAUAUCCUCCGCCCUUGCGAACGUUCCUUGCACUUGCCUCGGCAUUCAAGGUACCUUAGAUCUACUCAACUCCAUCCUUCGAACGUCAUACACCCUGGAUACACCAUCCCUCUCCUCCCUUCUCGAAGGCUGCAUCUCAAAAAGCUACGACUUUGGUACCGCAUAUGGCCGUCUCCGCCGGGUAUGGAAAACCGAUAACCCUGGCACCAUGCAAGACCUACUAUGUAGAGGUGAAGGGUUGUACCAAUGUAGGCAACGAGAUGCACUGGAAGGAAACCGGAUAGUAAACCCGCUGUUGCCUCCUCGACGAGUGUGGGACCUGUAUAGCAAUCGGGUGGUGCUACUGGGGACUGCUUUUAUAUCGACUCGACCGAUAUCCCAUGCAUGGGUGGAUGAGAAGGAUCGCGUCGACGUGUGGACCCCUAUCAACAGGAAGGAAUGGCCUGUGCCCAUCCCAAAAGAUGCGGACCUCGACUUGAUACGGAUCGAGAUGCUGAAUCUGGGAGUGCAGUACACGUGGCUAGAUGUGCUCUGUUUGAGACAGGAGGGUGGGCCGAGGGAGGAUCUGCGUGUGGGGGAGUGGAAGCUGGAUGUGCCCACAAUUGGACAGGUGUAUUGUGGUGGUGUAAAGGCAAUGAUCUACCUGAGUGGGUUGGGACGACCUUUGAGUGUGAAAGAGGGUGACUUGGAUAGUGAUCGGAGUUGGUUUAGGCGUGCGUGGACACUGCAGGAGGUCGGGAAGGAGAGGAUCAUUGUUGGGGAUACGCCUGAUGGACCGAUGCAUGCCAAGCCAAUAGACAAGGAUGGAAACUACGAGACGGAGAUACUGACGCGAUUUCACAUGCAGGUAACAUCCUUAAAGAGCAGAUAUCGGCGUAGAGCAUUAUUUCGUGCACUGGCAAACAUGCAGAAGCGAGUGUCAACCAACCCUGUGGAUAAAGUGGCAGGACUGGCAUUCCCUCUGCUGUCCAGGACAAUACCAGCGUACCAUGAGAGCGAGUCUCUCGAGGAUGCAUGGACAGCACUUGUGAAUGCAAUGCACACUGUGAUGAGGGCGACCUUCCUCUUUUUGUAUCCCGAAGUAGGGACGAGGAAGCAAGAAAUGGAGGCCGUCAUGGGAGCAGGUCAUGACAGAGCCUCUGCCAGUGGAUGGUGACUGUUUGGGGGAUGUUGUGCAUGAUGACGAGAAGGAUGAGGACUGGUAUGAAGGGACUUUGCAUUGAAAAGGUGCUUGUGCGGGGUU